AUGCCACACCACGCAGUCAUCAUGAAGAAGCCAACCAAAGAUGACAUCUAUGCCUAUGCUCUGUCCAAGACUCUGACAAAAGUUUCAUCACCUGCAACUGUAGGACUCUACUCAUCAUGUGAGAAUCGAACAAGCAUGAUCCUGAAACAAAUGGAAGUUUACAUGAAGAAGGAGUCUGUAAGGAUUGAACGGGAAUAUGAAGGGAGAUCCAAACCUCGCCCUGCCCAUCCCUCAGUCUCUGACUUUCUCGCACUCAUAAGCAAACUGCUUUUCUACAGACCCAUUUGGACCAAAGAGAACCAGCAGCACCACAACGUCAGAUUUAUUUAUGUACAUUUCAGUGCCUGGCACUUUGCAGGCAGUGACCUGCUGUGGGCUGGGAUUGUGAUACGGCUGUUGCAUGCCAUGCAGAUGAGCUUUGGGAAAUUACAGCUUGUGCUGUACCGUGUAGCUCAACAUGAUGAGGAGGAGGAAGUCAUGAAGAAGGUGGUGGAGGACGGUCAUAAUGACUGGAGGUCCAAAAAAAUUUGCUGCUGCCCUCUUUGGUUCCUCGUCCUGUUCAUUCUCAUUUUACCAAUUGUAAUCCUGGUCGUCAUGUUGACUUUUGGCCCUCCCACACCUGAGCUGGAACCAGACGAGGAGGUGACUAAAACAAACGGACAGGUAGGGGUUCUGGAGGGUCUGUUCAUCGCUGCGUUAGGAGUCCCUGCAGCGAGCGCGUUGAGGUUUGCCUGCCAGAUGGGAAAGAACCUCAUCUUCAGCCAGGACCUGAACCUAAAGAAGGGGAUGGACAACGAGAAGGUCAGCUGCAAAAUGGGCUUCAUGAAUGAAGUGAGGAAGGAAAUGUGGUUUCUGUCUCGAUUCAUCCAGUUCAUGGAGGUGUUCGAGAGGAGGAGGAUCAGAGUGGUGCUGAAGAUCACCAACCUGGACCGAUGCUCCCCAAAGAAGAUUGUUGCCGUUCUGGAUGCCAUCAACAUUCUGCUCUCAGAAGAAGACAGUCCGUUUAUUUCCAUUCUGGCUGUCAACCCUGAUAUUCUUGUACAGAAGGUGAACUUUGCAGAUGGUGUCUUCAGCAAAGAGGACAGAGCGUACGCACUGUUGAACUGCAUCGUGACUCUGGCCUUCACGGUCCCUCCGCUAGGAGACGACUCAAAGCGCAGUUUGUUUAACAGCCUGACCAGAAAUGUAAAAGUGACAAGUAGAGGUGGGGGUUGCAAUAAGAAGUCUUCCUCAGAUGUGUCCUUAGUGGAGAUUGUAUUUGAUACCAAAGAGUCAAAGCCAUUGAUUGAUAAAACUACAGCAGUGCCAGAUGUCAAUGAGGAUGAAGUAGAGAAGUUGGUGUGGAGCAUCUUGAACAGCAAUGAAAAAAAUCUGAACCAGUACAUGGUGGAUGAUGCCAUGUCCAUGAGGAGGGUGAUCAAUUCCAUCAGAGUGACGGUGAUUAUCAUGAAGGCCUUAAAUAAAGAGCUUCCUCAACCAGAAUACAUUGCAGCAUGGGUGGUCUUGGCCAAUGAGUGGCCAUGCCGCCUCAGCUGGAUCAUUCAGUGUGUUGAAGACGCACAGCAGAGAACAGACAUCGAUGGAAAGAAAGCACCCAAUGCUGAUGAGUCAAAGACCUUAUGGGAAGUCUUCAGUGAGUCCAGGGCGGAGUUAUAUGUGAUGAGUCCACAGAUCGAAGACCUCCUUGAGCAGGAUGAAGAUCCUGAGAUGUUUGAGAGGUUUCUUAAAGUAGAUUACAGAUUCACUGUGAAGGAUCUGAUGACAUUUGUAGAGACGACGGUGAACCUGGAUCACUCAAUCAGAAAGGAGUUGGCUCAGAUCAGAGGGACAUCCAGGCUGAAAGAUUCAGGCUGGAUGAGAGACCUCGCUCCUCUGCCAAUCACAUCCAUCAUCAAAAUGGACAAAGAGGAUGUUUGUGAAGAGUUAAAGAGGUUGGAAUAUCCUGAUAAGUAUAUUGAUAUUGUGAGAAGCAAUAACCUCAGUGGUCCAGCACUGGUCUUUGGUGAUGCAGCUGACCUUAAGAACCUGCUAAAUAUGACCUUCGGUGAAUGGGCGACAUUCAGACUGCACUUCCUUCCACACUCACCAUCACAUCUCCGAUCGAAAUACAAGAAAACAUCAAUGAUGCUUUCUCCCCCUCAGAACCAGCUGUCAAGGUUAUAUGCUGCCCAGCAUUACUCGUCCAACCUUAGUCUGGGUAAGAACUGCAUGUAA
Messenger RNA from Cheilinus undulatus (humphead wrasse), 2214 nucleotides. RefSeq names its product NTPase, KAP family P-loop domain containing 1 (gene nkpd1). Bases 1 to 2214 code for a protein of 737 amino acids. The record is from RefSeq and is a predicted model, not a curated record. The transcript is spliced from 5 exons. Lineage: Eukaryota; Metazoa; Chordata; Actinopteri; Labriformes; Labridae.